UGUGUGUGUGUGUGUGUGUGUGUGUGUGUGUGUGUGUGUGUGUGUGUGUGUGUGUGUGUCUCUGCAGGGGAAGUGCAUGAAGCAGGUCCAGGAUGUGGUGGAGCGUCUGUGGGACUUCAUCGAUAAGCUGGACAUCAACACGUUUGGGAAGUUCCUGGCCGACAACAUCGUAGGCUCAGUGGUGGCCUUCUCACUGCUGUUCUGGGUCCCCUUCAGCAUCCUGGUCCACUGUGUGGACAAGAAGCUGGAUCAACAAUAUGAACAGACCACCAAGACUCUGUUAUUCCACAGCAAUGCAGAGCUCCUGAGCAGCCUCGAGUCCGCAUCAGUUAGGAUCGUCAAACCUCCAACCUUCCCGACCAGCACUUCCUCCGCUGGUCUUCGUUUCCAGCCGGGUCAGCCCUCGCAGACCCCCAGCAGCCCUCUGCUCCCUGGCUCCGCCCCGAUGACCCAGGCCACGCCCCUCUUGAUAGCCCCCGCAUGGCCACCAUCCAGGAGGACCCCAGCUUGGACACCGAGGCUCUGGAGGAGGCGUUCGGCCGGCCGGCCGGCUCCGCUCAGCGCUCUUCGAGGACCUCACGGAGAAUAGCGUGACGAAUCGCGGGCGUAGAAGGCGCUGAUGCUCAAACUGCAGAGACAGCAUCAGAUCGACACCAAGGAGACGCAGUGCUGAUUGGACGCGCGCAUGAGCGAGGGGUGUCACGGUCAUGCUGCUCCAAAAAAAUCCACAAUUUGAUUCAAUUUAAACUGUUUUUUCACCCCCAACAGUGAAGUCACUCUUUCUCAGCAAAACAUCAGACAUAUUUUGUCUAUACUUAUUAAAGGUCUCAUGACAUGGUGCUCUUUGGAUGCUUUUAUAUAGACCUUAGUGGUCCCCUAAUACUGUAUCUGAAGUCUC
Molecule: messenger RNA, 898 nt
Organism: Perca flavescens (yellow perch)
Lineage: Eukaryota; Metazoa; Chordata; Actinopteri; Perciformes; Percidae
Product: disintegrin and metalloproteinase domain-containing protein 17
Exons: 3
Coding region: 77-589 (170 amino acids)
Source: RefSeq, a predicted model, not a curated record